This is a messenger RNA of Bombyx mori (domestic silkworm), 1515 nucleotides long. RefSeq names its product mucin-5AC-like. Gene Ontology annotation, molecular function: zinc ion binding; nucleic acid binding. The transcript has 3 exons. The record is from RefSeq and is a predicted model, not a curated record. Bases 1 to 1515 code for a protein of 504 amino acids. Lineage: Eukaryota; Metazoa; Arthropoda; Insecta; Lepidoptera; Bombycidae.
AUGUCGUCGGGGAACUCACCCCCGUUAAUCAGCACACCCGGCCCGUCCAAUAAGGGACGUCAGGCGAUUCACAAGCCAACACCUGCAACCCGUACAAGCUUGACGGGACUCGGGUUGGACAGCCAGCCCGGGCCUUCGGUCGCGGCCCAGGGGUCCCCGAGGAUCGGACCGAGGGAAGGUAAUCUUCCCUCGUUGACCGAUCCCUCCGGGCCCUCUCGGCCGCGGAAGAAGGCCAGGUCUGAGUCUGACCGAGGCUCGUCAAGCGACAAGGAUAAGCGUCCGCGACUGGGUCCUUCCUCCAGAUCGGAGGGAGAGGAAAGUGCGACCACAUCCACCGAUCAUUCCUCAACUGAAUCCGUGACUCCUUCCACGUCUAGAUCUUCGUCCCCCUCUGGGAGCCCAAUCCCAGCCAAUAAGCCAAUUCCGAAGCCUAGGGCCCCCGCCAGGACAGGGACAGCCCUUAGGCAACUACGAUCCCCUCCACGUUCUCCCUCCCCAACGUUAUCCCCAAUCCCGGUGGACUCAACCCGAGGUGCCCCCGCCCUAAGCGGCACGGCGGGCAACCUGGAUUCCACCAGGUAUAUGGACCUCGAGUCCACCAGACCCCAACAUAUUCCCUUACCGACAAACCCCAAGCCUUCUACCUCCUACGCUGCCAUGGCAGCUAGGCCAGUUGAGGGAUGGCGUCCAACCCGAGGGCCCGCGCAGUGUCAUCGCUGCCAGGCCUUCGGACACGCAUCCUACAACUGCCAUCGCGCGGUCCGCUGCGUAAGGUGUGCCGGAGAGCACAUUGUAGCGGACUGCCCGAGGCCGAGGGACGGCCCAUUCUCCUGCGCCAAUUGUGGGAAGGACCACGUCGCCGUCGACAGACGGUGUGCGGUCUUCCGCAAACGGGCCAGGAUGAUGGGAGUCACCGUCCCUCCUCCUGCGCCAGCGGUGCCUCGAGCCGGGGGUGCAGCUCCUCCGGCUGUACUUCCCAUAGUAAGGGGGAAGGGGAAGGGGAAAGGGAAAUCUUCCCUUCCCCCGGCCCCUCCCCCUCGAAACUCCAUUCCGUCCGCCGUGGUAGUGGAGGCUGAGCCGUCAGCGACCACGUUGAUGGCGCAGGCCAACCGGCCGCGGCGGACAAAUAAACCCAUUCCCGUUCCUCGUGGUCGCACUUCCGCUGGUGUCACACCUACACCUCGCCCGACCGGCGGUCCUGCACCCGGAAAAAAUAGUAAUAGGAACAAAAAGAAAAAACAAAAGAAAAAAGAUAAAAAAAAAGAAGCACGAGAGAGAGAGGAAGCCAUCAGAGCGACUGAUGCUGCACCUCUCGAACAAUCCCAAAUGGUCGUUAAGACAAUGGAGGUCAACGAGGCCUCCCCUACUGCCCAAACAUCGAACUCCAAUCCGCCAUUGCCAUCGAACUUGGCCGAGGUGAUCUCCGGAGUCAUCCGCGAGAUCGCCUCCGGCGCUAGCCCUAUCGGGGCUAUCCUGUCGGGGUUCUACCAGUUGAUAGCGAGGCUCAAUGGCUAG